This is a messenger RNA of Volvox carteri f. nagariensis, 1093 nucleotides long. RefSeq lists its product as uncharacterized. Gene Ontology annotation, cellular component: microtubule. NCBI's taxonomy places the organism in Eukaryota, Viridiplantae, Chlorophyta, Chlorophyceae, Chlamydomonadales, Volvocaceae. Gene Ontology annotation, molecular function: tubulin binding. The transcript is spliced from 5 exons. The coding region runs from base 133 to 792 and encodes 219 amino acids. Gene Ontology annotation, biological process: microtubule bundle formation; positive regulation of protein polymerization; microtubule polymerization. The record is from RefSeq and is a predicted model, not a curated record.
CAACUGGGAGCGUCCUUAUACACACAUAUCUCCGAAUAAAUUGCACCAUCUCACCACAAGCUCUGAGGCUGUAUCAGACCUUUGAACUUUUCUGAAAGUGGUAGGCCAUUGGCUAGACUAAACUACCCAAAAAUGAUGCCGAAAUCGCGACAUGCAAGCAUUUUCGACAGGCUGACGGAUUCUUCAUUGUACACCGGCACACACAAGCACCGUUUUGAUGAAAACGGCAACGGCCGCGGACUUUCAGGUCGCGACCGUAUCUCCAAAGGCUCAGGCUUCAUCGCGGGUGCCCCAGGCAGUGCAGUGGCAGACCUGAGCCAGAUCACCCGACCCAACCUCCAUGUCGCCUCAGGGACAGGUUACCGAUCAGGCCGCGGCGCAUCGCUGGUGCUCUAUCAUCGCAGUCCGAGUAAUGACGGUGGUUCUGGAGCCGCACCGCUGUCCUCUCCCGGCGCUUCGUCACCUCAAGGCCCCGCGCUCAGCGUGUCCUCGCCUGGGGCGCCACCCGCGCCCAGCACGCCCUCUCCGCGCCCCUCCUCCGUGGGCCGCGGGGCGAUGCGAUCCUCAGCCUCCGGAGCCCCUGCCGCCCACUCCAGCGGAAACAACUCCCAGCCGCGACCGGGGCGCGCAAGUGAGGUUGGGGACCGGCGGAGCAUCUUUGACCGCCUGAAUGACCCAUCGACAUACACAGGGAUGCACAGGCAGCGCUUCUCGUCGGACGGACGCGGGCUGGGCGCGGCUGGCCGUACGAUGCCCAACGCGUACGUCAGCCCAAUGGACCUUUGCCGGUGAUCAUUUAACAUUUUUCGUUGUUAUUUUUUAUUAUCAAUGAUCUAUAUUUUAUUAUACAGCAUUUGCAGCUGCUGGCGUGGCUUGCGGGUUGCGGUGAGCACAUCCGCAGCAAAGCAGGGAUUGGGCGCCGUCGUCUCGGGCAUGCGGAGCCCACGCAACCCGUGCAGGGAUGUGUACAUAGCGAUUUGCAGUUGCAUGCGCUCAAUUUUUCUGGUUGUAUGUUAUACCACCAUUUGACAAAAAGCGCGUGUCUAAUGUUACAUGCGGCAUGUAAUGUAAUGUAAUGUAAUGUUACAGAGUG